CAAGGAUAUCGCGAUCUGUAAUUAUUAAACGUUAGCGCUGUUCUCGCCGUCUGGAGGGCAAAAUGGGGCAGAAAAUUAAGCGCAGACUUACCGUCAAGAGUCAGAUGAGGAGCGAGUCUCUGUAUAUCGCCCUCCCUCUGGGCGAGCCUCACCCGGAGGUACUCGCGCUCGAGAUCGUACAUGUACUCGUGGUUGAAUGGGCAUCUGGGCGUGGAGCAGGCCCAUUCGUUGUGGUGUUCGCGGCGCAGGGGCAGCUUGUACGUCGUGAAGCCGUUGCAGUUCGCCGGGUCGUCGCAGGUAUCGGUCUCGCUCGAGUCGGCGACCACGCCGCAGCCAGGACAGGUUCGACUGAGUCUGAGACACAUGAUGAUUUAGGGGAGAAGACUGAAAAUAUCAAGGUUGCUGCGUAGGUUUGAAGCAAAGGGGCGGACCAGACGCAAAACUGUUAAUGGAAGCGUUGAACGAGGAAGGUGUGCAGCACAACAACUGAACUUGAGAAAGUCGAGGCGAUUAAACUGGCUGGCUGGCUUCCUCCAACCGGACCC
This is a messenger RNA of Thermothelomyces thermophilus ATCC 42464, 545 nucleotides long. RefSeq lists its product as uncharacterized. The coding region runs from base 181 to 375 and encodes 64 amino acids. NCBI's taxonomy places the organism in Eukaryota, Fungi, Ascomycota, Sordariomycetes, Sordariales, Chaetomiaceae. The record is from RefSeq and is a predicted model, not a curated record. The transcript has a single exon.